Molecule: messenger RNA, 606 nt
Organism: Effrenium voratum
Lineage: Eukaryota; Dinophyceae; Suessiales; Symbiodiniaceae
Source: the annotation of a GenBank genome assembly
AUGCUAACUGGCACCAUCAAGUCCUACAAUCCCCACAAGGGUUGGGGCUUUAUCGAGUGCAAUGGGCAGGAUACCUUUGUGAACAAGAAGGAUCUCAAGGGCCACUGCCCCUCCAAAGGCAGCCAGGUAAAGUUUCAAAUCACGCAGACGGAGCGAGGAGCUCAAGCAACGAGCGUGGAGGUUCUGGCGCCACCAGAGGAGCAAACGUUCUUUGGCGAGAUCAAGAGCUUCAAUCCUUCCAAAGGUUACGGCUUCAUCUCCUGCGAGGCCUUUCCGGAUAAGGACAUCUUCGUUCUGAAGUCAGAGCUUCCUGGCGGAUUUGGCCCACAAGGCGGCCAUUGCAAAUUCAAGGUCAGCCAGGAGGAGAAGGGCCCAUCUGCCAAGGAUGUGAUGCUGUUGGGCUCCGCAGGGAAUCAAGUCCAACAGAUGAAGGCAAUGGGCUACGGUUGGGGUGGCAAAGGCGACUGGGGCAAAGGCUGGGGCAAAGGCACCUGGGACACCUGGGGCAAAGGAGGGUACGGAGGUGGCUAUGAGAUGCCCUGGGGCAUGCCCAUGCAGAUGCCAAUAUGGGGUGGCAAAGGGUACGGCAAGGGCUAUGGCUGGUAA